This is a messenger RNA of Heterostelium album PN500, 114 nucleotides long. RefSeq lists its product as uncharacterized. Bases 1 to 114 code for a protein of 37 amino acids. Lineage: Eukaryota; Evosea; Eumycetozoa; Acytosteliales; Acytosteliaceae. The record is from RefSeq and is a predicted model, not a curated record. The transcript has a single exon.
AUGUCAAACUUUGUAGUCUCUUCAUUCGACGGUAAACCAAUUUAUGAUGUCGAAGAAUAUGGAUUGACAAUUAAACCUCAACCAUUUUUAUUAAAAUUAGAUAAAAGAAUUUAA